CUGGUAGGAGCGCGGAUGCACUGUGACGCUGUUUGUGAUGCUCCGCUACACACUUUGUACACUGGUGCCUCCAGCAACGGCUGCAUCUCUACUCCGAGCACAGCUCCAGUGAUUUAUCAUGAAAAGAUUAUCUUGGGCCUUUUUAUUCCUUGCAAUCAAUGUUGUUGAGCUGAAGACAAAUCCGAAGAUUGUGGUGGUGGGUGCGGGAAUGGCUGGGAUCGGAGCAGCCACCCGACUUUUGGAGCUCGGCUUCACUGAUGUGACACUUCUGGAAGCAUCCGGGGAGAUUGGAGGGAGGAUCGGCAAAGCUCAGAUGGGAAAGACUUGGGUCGACACAGGAGCCCAGUACAUCCAUGGAGUCGUUGAGAACAACCCUGUGUACUGCCUGGCCAAAAAACAUGGUCUUUUUGAAAAUGUCCCAAAGGAGGAAGGCAGCUGGAGCAUCCUCACCGAUAAAGGCAGAAAAGUUGAUGAGGACUUUGCUGAACAUGUGUACAAAGCUGGAGAACUCCUCCUUCAUCAGCAAUCUGAUGACUGUGAUAACAACACCAUGGGGGAUUAUUUUGCAGAACAGGCCCAGAAGUUGGCAGAUAACUGGGAGGAUGAUGCAGAGAACAGGAAUCUUAUAAGCAGUGUCCUGAGAAAACUUGGAAAAGAUUUACUUAUAACAACUGGAGCGUUGGACCUCAAAAAUGUAUCUCUGUGUUCAUGGCAACAUUUCUCAAAUGAGAUUAAAGGGGAUAUGGACAUUGGUGGGAACAUGUUCCUCCUACCAUCCAAACUGCUGGAAGAAUUCCCCAAGGAAAAUGUUCUGCUGAAAAAAUUAGUGAGUAAGAUUGAAUGGGAUGGCUCAUUCGGUGUGCCGGAUGGUACGACGUAUCCAGUGCGUGUCUGUCUUGGAGAUGGGGAAGAGAUACUUGCCGAUCAUGUUGUGGUCACCAUCUCCCUUGGAUGCCUGAAAGCACAGGCGUCCUCUCUCUUCAGUCCCCCGCUCCCUGAAUACAAGGUAAAGGCAAUUAAUAGCCUUGAGUUUGGGUCUGUCAUCAAGAUCAUCCUGGAGUAUGAAGAGCCCUUCUGGGAGAGUGACGUCAGCAAAAUCAGUCUGCUUUGGGAGGAGGAGAAUAUCCUUACUGUGAAGGAUGAUCCCAGCCAGUGGCUCCAGUACCUGGACUUCUUUACCGUCAUGAGACCUCAGGAGAAGUUUGGCAAUGUUCUUAUCGGGUGGUGCUCAGGCAGGGUGGCGGACCAUAUAGACAACAUGACAGAAGAGGAGCUCUCUGCAGCUGUCACAGAACACUUCAGGGCCUUUACACGAAACUCAUCUCUCCCUGCCCCAAGGAAGGUGCUUCGCUCUCAGUGGCACAGUAACCCCUUCACCCGUGGUACUUACACCUAUAUCCCGGUGGGCACAGAUCCUGAAGAAAUGGACAGGCUUGCACUUCCGCUCUCCAGCAGCAAGGCCACUAAGCCGGACCCGCAGGUGCUGUUUGCUGGCGAAGGCACCGUGAAAAGCCUGUACGGCACCGUUCAAGGAGCGCUGGUGUCGGGCCGCAGGGAGGCCCAGCGUCUAGCUCAACACUACCUGAAGGCCACGGCUCCUCCGGCCACCUGUCCCUUUGCUUUGUAAGCGCCCAGUACGGCGAAGAAGCAAAGCUCUGGGAUGUAAUAUCUAUUAAAAUAUAUUAUUAAAUGGAUCCGAAGAGCUGUAUCACAUAGCCCUAAGCUAUUCUUAUUGGGUGAUUUGCUGCCUCAUUUACUCAUUUUGUCUCAACUAACAUCUCAAAGUUUAUUUUUAUUGUUGCUUUUUGACAGCAUGUAACCUCUUGUUAUAUCAUGUUAUUUUUAAGGGUAGGCUACUAAAAACCCUUUUUAUUUUUUAUACCUGUGAUAUUUGUUAUUAAUGCUAGUUAUCAUUAUUACUAAUGCUGUAGGCUGCACUUGAUCUCAUGUGAAGCGCUGAGGCAAACUUGUCAGGAACGAGGCUUUAAAGAAAUG
Scleropages formosus (Asian bonytongue) is the source of this 1995-nucleotide messenger RNA. RefSeq names its product polyamine oxidase (exo-N4-amino) 1 (gene paox1). Gene Ontology annotation, molecular function: polyamine oxidase activity. The transcript is spliced from 8 exons. Lineage: Eukaryota; Metazoa; Chordata; Actinopteri; Osteoglossiformes; Osteoglossidae. The coding region runs from base 119 to 1627 and encodes 502 amino acids. Gene Ontology annotation, biological process: spermine catabolic process. The record is from RefSeq and is a predicted model, not a curated record.